Molecule: messenger RNA, 1031 nt
Organism: Mercurialis annua (annual mercury)
Lineage: Eukaryota; Viridiplantae; Streptophyta; Magnoliopsida; Malpighiales; Euphorbiaceae
Product: leucine-rich repeat protein 1-like
Exons: 7
Coding region: 167-808 (213 amino acids)
Molecular function (GO): protein binding
Source: RefSeq, a predicted model, not a curated record
CUCGGUAGAAAUAAACAUGCAUAGAUUAUAAUGAUGAGUUAUUUUUAUGGGCUCUAUAAAUAUUCUUCCAACAAAUAUUAGUUCCAUUCUUGAAACUACCACUCUUAAUUCCUGUCUCUCUCACCAUAUUUAUAAACUAUAACAUCAAAAUUAAGUCCUCUCUCUAAUGAAGAUUUCUAGUGUUUUGAUCAAUCUUUUAGUUCUUAUAGCUAUAUUACCCGCACAUGCCAAUAUUGAAGGGGAUGCACUAUAUGCAUUAAGGAGAGCAGUAAAGGAUCCGGGACUUGUUUUGCAGAGCUGGGAUCCGACUUUGGUGGAUCCUUGUACUUGGUUUCAUGUCACUUGUGAUGCUGAUAAUCGGGUCACCCGCCUGGACCUCGGAAAUGCAAAGCUAUCCGGCAGGCUAGUACCUGAACUAGGGAAGCUUCAGCGUCUUCAGUACCUGGAACUGUACAUAAAUGAAUUGGAGGGUCCAAUACCAAAGGAACUUGGGAACUUGAAGAGUCUAGUGAGCUUAGAUCUCUACCACAACAACCUAACUGGCUCCAUUCCUGCGUCGCUAUCGAACCUCUCCAACCUCAAGUUCCUGAGACUGAAUGGUAACAAAUUGACCGGUCGCAUACCAAGAGAACUCACUAAAUUAACUAACCUCAAGAUCAUUGAUGUCUCAAAUAACGAUUUGUGUGGCACAAUUCCUACCUCUGCUUCAUUCUCUAAGUUCUCUGAAGAAAGUUUCGUGAAUAAUUCGAGACUACAAGGACCGGAACUACUGGGAUUUGUGAGAUAUGAUGCGGGAGGAAGCUGUUAACUAUGACUCUUCAUAUCGAGAAGGCUACAUCAUCUUUACGCAUAAAAAUCCAGUUUAUGUUUAGAGAAGAAUCUUUAAUGUUCUUUCAAGCACAAACUCACAACUUGUAGAGGUAGAGCAUAUAUGUGCUCCUCAACCAUCUUUUGGCUUUCAACAGGCCAACUAUUAUACUAUACAUAGAAUUAAAUCAAUUAAUGGAAUUAUGCUGUCAGUUACGUGUUUA